Lacerta agilis (Sand lizard) is the source of this 4508-nucleotide messenger RNA. RefSeq names its product zinc finger and BTB domain containing 4 (gene ZBTB4). The record is from RefSeq and is a predicted model, not a curated record. Gene Ontology annotation, molecular function: protein binding. Lineage: Eukaryota; Metazoa; Chordata; Lepidosauria; Squamata; Lacertidae. Bases 422 to 4129 code for a protein of 1235 amino acids. The transcript is spliced from 3 exons.
GCUCGCUUCUCCUGGGGGGCGUCCUGGGGGCCGGAGGGCUGGCCCGCACCGAGGGCGAAGUUGCGUGCGGCUGCCGUGGCGGCGCCGAGGCUGAGCCGCUCCGACUCGGCUGAGCCUUCGAUGAUGUCAGAGGGGGAGGCAGCGGCGGCGGCGGCGGGCUGAGCGGAGCGCCGGAGCCAGAGGAGAGCGCGGAGCGGCGGCGGCGGCGGCGAGCGAGGGGAGCGGCGUCCCGUGCCAAGCAGGCUGCGAGCAUGAAUGGCGGGGCGAGAAGACUCCAUCUUGGGCUGCCUGGCCGCGCCGCUGCAGCAGCAGCAGACACGCAGAGGGUCCUGCUCAGGCAGAUUUGGAGACAGCGUCUUGAGCAACAGGGACACAGACACCCAAUAGAUGUGGUCUACUCGUGUAGGUCUGAGGCAGCUGAAUGGCUGCAGCAAUGGAGCUCACGGACAUUGGCCACUCCAGCUCCCUCCUGGUCCAGCUGAACGAGCAGCGCCUCCGCGGUCAGUUCUGCGACAUCACCAUCAUUGCUGAAGACACCAAGUUCAAGGCCCACAAGAACGUCCUCGCGGCCUCCAGCCCGUACUUUAAGGAGGUGCUGUCGGAGGAGUCCACCUGCCAGCAGCCCAGCCAGAUCCUGGAGCUGCCCGACGUCCAAGCGGAAGUCUUCUCCGACGUCCUCAACUUCAUCUACAACUCCCGGCUCUCCGUGCCCAGCCCGGCCGCCGCCAAGGAGAUCGGGGCUGUCGGCCGCCGCCUCGGCAUCUCCCGCCUCGAGGACCUGGACGACCCCUUGGCGGGCACCAAGAUGGACGACUCGGGCGGGGCCUCUUCCAGGCCGUGCAGCUCGCCGAUCGACCUCACCUGCCCUUCCCGCUCGGCGGAGCCUUCCAGCCCCCUCAGCUUCCACGAUUUGGCCAAAGCCUGCAGCCCGGCGAGCGACGGCCAGCCCGACCCCGAAACAGAGACCGCCAAGAUCCUGUACAACCUCAGCUCAGUCGCCGCCGUGCCGCCACCCCAGACAGACCUGGCUUACGUGCUGAAGGGAGGCGUCAGCUGGGACCACGACGAUUCCCCCGGAAACCCCUCCGCCGCCAAUGGCGAGGCGGACCACCAAGGGCCGGCCUCCUCUUGCUCGCCCCCGUCCGGAGCUUCCUACCCGGCCGCCAGCUCCUUCUGCUGCGGGAGCUGCGGCCGCUCCUUUACCACGUCAUCGGCGCUCAGCCUGCACAUGAAACUGCACCGGACACGCCGUUCUCUCUCCUGCCGGCACUGCGGCAAGAGCUUCAUCCACAUCAAGCGGCUGCAGACGCACGAGGUCUUGUGCAAGGAGAUGGAGAAGGCCGAGGAGGGCGUCCCCGGGGGUGAGGCGCUGCCCAGUCCCGGAUUGCCUCCCAAGCCGCCGCCGCCGUCUUCCAAGAAGAGCGUGCUGUUCCGCCACCGCGGGCUACAGCGCAUGGACUACAUCUCGGACCAAGACCACUUCGUCAAAGUGGUCGACGGGCACAUCAUCUACUUCUGCACCGUCUGCGAGCGCUCGUACAUGACGCUCUCGAGUCUCAAGCGCCACUCCAACGUCCACUCGUGGCGGAGGAAGUACCCCUGCCGCUACUGCGACAAAGUCUUUGCUCUGGCCGAGUACCGCACCAAGCACGAGGUGUGGCACACGGGUGAGCGCCGCUACCAGUGCAUCUUCUGCUGGGAGACCUUCGUCACCUACUACAACCUGAAGACCCACCAGAAAGCCUUCCACGGGAUCAACCCCGGCCUGAUCUCUUCCGAGAAGACGCCCAACGGAGGCUACAAGCCCAAGCUCAAUGCCCUCAAGCUCUACCGCCUCCUGCCCAUGCGCUCCCAAAAGAGGCCCUACAAGACCUACAGCCAAGGCCUGGUGCCCGAGAACCUCCUGCUCCCGGCUCAGCCCAUCCCCAUGGCGCUGGGCGACGGGGACUCCUUGGAUGGCAACCUGGUCUCCUCGCUGGGCAACGGCGACAUUGCUUCCGUCUUCACUGCCAACGGCGGCUCCCUGGAGAUGCCCGAGCCAGAACGCUUUCCACGGCCGCAGGAAACUGCGGCAGGCCCGGAGAUUGCCGCACUCCCAGCUGCGGGCGAGAACACUCCUUCGGACAAGAAGCCGGGGCCCCUGAGCGCAGAGGCUGCCUCUGUCAUUGCCUAUGGCCGGCCCGCCUCCUCGGUCAUCGUCCACAGCACAUCAGUGUUGUCGCAGACGCCCUCGGUGAUCACUUAUAACAGCAAGUCUUCGGAGGCAGGGCCUCUGCCGCCGACACAGGUGCCGUCUUCCGCCGUGGCCAGGCCUAUCAAGAAGCAAGUGCUGAAGGAGUACAUCCAGUCGCAGAAAGCAGAUGAGCGGGCUCUGGAAGAAAGCGGGGAGCCCAGGGCCAGGGGGCCGCGGUCUGGGAGGACCAUGACGUACAUGGCAAAGCCGGCAUAUGUUGGGGCCACCUCUGAAAGCCGCGCCGCGCCACUCUGCCAGAUCACGGUGCGCAUUGGUGAGGAAGCCAUCGUCAAGCGGCGGAUCUCUGAGACGGACCUCAUGUUGGACAAGGGCGGCCGCGUCGGGGGCAAGCGCUUCGAUUUCGGCAGGGAACAGAGCGGGAAGGAGGCAGCGUCGGAAGCCCCCCACGGCAAGCACGCCGGCAGGGGGUACGCCAACGAGAGCGGCGAGGAAGAGAGCGACAGGGGCGACGCCGAAGACCAGCUGUGGCGGCCCUACUACAGCUACAAGCCCAAGCGGAAAGCCGGCGCCGGCGCCAACACACUGCCCAAGAUGAAAAAGUCCCGGUGGCACCGCAAGCUCCGCUCUCUGCGCUGGAUGAAAAGGACGGAGAAGGCCGGGGAGGAAGAGGAGGAGGAGGAAGAAGAGGAGGAGGAGGAUGUGGUGACCAGUGAGUCGGCGCCGGCAGAAGUGUCCGCCGGCCGCGGGGCCGUCUCCGAAAUUGAGGGGCCGAGCCAGGCUCCCAAAGCAGUGCGCGGCUCCGAGUGGAAGCACGAAUGUGGCGCCUGCGGCAAGCUGUUCUCCGCGCUCAAGAAGCUGAGGAAGCACGAGCGAGUGCACGGGCGACUCGCCAAGGACAGCCCGCCCCUGGCGCCCUCACAGGCCCACCGCGUAGGCCGCAAGCCCCUGGUCAAGUUCACCUGCGCCCGCUGCACCAAGGUGUGCAAGACGGCGGCGGCCCUCAGCCGCCACAUGAAGCGCCACGAGGGCGAGCCGCCCGAGCCACCGCCCUUGCCGGCCCUCACCACCGUCAUCACCUACUCCAAGAAGGCGGAGGCUCCUCCCGUGGCUGUCGUGCCGGCGCCUGUCGUCAAAGAGGAGACCAUGCAGGAGAUGCAGGUGUCGUCCUCCAGCGGCGAAGCACCUUUGUGCCCGCAAGAGGUCCCUGAGGAGGAGGGGGAGGAAGGGCCCGUGGCGGUGGACAUGCAGCCUUACGGACGCCGCACCCCGGUGCCGGAAGAGGAGGCCGUGCCCCUGGCAGGAGGGAACAAGUCCCCGUUUCCGGAGGAGCUCAGUGCCCACCCGCCCGUGCUGGAGGCGGCCACCAGCCUCGCCGAGCUCCCAAGGUUAUCGCACUCCCUGCAGGACCCCGUCAUCUCGCACACGGGCCUCGCUCUGAAAGAGGCUUUGGCGCCCGAGCUGGAGGAGGAGCGAUACCCCGUCCAGGAGUACCCGCUGCCCUUGCUGGUGCCAGGCAGCUGUCGGACCCGCAAGGACUUAGAGGACAAGCCGCCCUCGUUCCUCGCCUACCCCAGCGCCAUCCAGUUCAGCGGCGUGGGCAAGGCGGGCGGCGGUGACGGUGGCGACGGUGGCAAGGUCUGCUUCUACCCGGACCCCUACCCCCUGAUGUACGGCCACCAGCUGCUGGCGGCCUACCCGUACAACUUCACCCUCCCGGUGGCUCUGAACAUGGUCGUCCCGGACGAGAAGGGGCAGCCGCUCCCGUUCCUGCCCGGCGUCUUCAGCUACUCGGUGAACCCCUGCCGCGGCGAGGUCCACGACGGCUCUGCCGCUGCGGCCUCCAGCGUGGCCAUGGCGAUGGGGGCUGGCCCGGCCCACGAGGGCAGAGGGGAGCUGCCUGCCCCAGAGAGGCUGAAGAAAGGGAGCCUUCUCUGAAGGGGAGGACCGAGGGAGGUUGGGGCGGAGGGGGGCAGCCGGAGGCGAGGGGUGGCACCGCUCUCGCCACUCGGCCUCCCCCAAGAUGGCACCCUCCCAUGGCUUUGGACUCCAGCUCCCGCCCAGCCAGUGAAGGGAUUGGGGCGCUCUGGGGUUGUGGAAGGCGGCCCCCUCCUCCUGGAGAAGGGAUGUUCGGGGCAGGGGGGGGCAGAGUGCAGUGGCAGCGCUGUGGCAGAGAGAGAGACAGAGCUGUGGAAUCUGGAGGUGAGCGUUGAUGCCGUGGCGGUGGGGAGGUGCACAGCGCAGCCACCUGACCCACAACCUCACAUCCCAGCGGUUUGUGGAGUGGGGCACAUCGUAGAUAAGACUUUUUUUUUUU